AGUUAACUAGUUUGCUUUCCUUCACUGUGAGCGAUCAGCAACAAUACCAGCAUGUAAAUGGCAUAGCGGUGUAUUAUUAUUUAUUUCCCGCUCAACCAACGCGUUUCCCAUCCAUGUUUCCUACUGGGCUUUAAGGAAGCUCGGACGUUACACCACAUAACUAGCUAGGUACAGUACUUAUAAGAGUGUUAACUACUCGCCCCUUCUGGAGUUUCAACUGCUUCCUAUAGCAGACAGAUUUCUCUAUCCAUCCAUCUACAUGAGAUAGGGUCCUAUAUUGAACCCAAGAGAAAAAGAAAAAGAAACCAAAAAGGAGAUUCAAAGAAAAGACAAAAUGGGAUCUAUCAGCUCAUCUUGUCUAGAUUCAAUUCCUCCCUUGGGGGAUUUCUUCCCGCCUACACCGCAAGCAUAUGCCUUUCUCUUGAAUACAUUUCAGUAUUUUCCAUUGAUAACACUCACCCAAUGGCUAAUAUCCUACCACCCCGCGGGCAAAACCUCUCUUCAAACCUCGCGUCUAAACCUCCCUGGUCCGCUCGCUUGGUGUCUCAUGGAAAUCGUCGGUCCCCUCAACCUCAUCUACAUCCUCACCACCCUGCCCCCCGCAAUCAAUAUAUCCUCUCUCCCAUUCUGGAAUAAGCUCGUCGCUGCGCUUUAUGUGAUUCAUUAUAUAAAUCGCGCUAUUAUUAACCCGUUCUUCGCGGCACCGAGCAUGUCGCCUAUUCAUGCGUUUAUUAUGGUUUCUGCGAUGGCGUUUAAUUGGUUCAAUUCGUCGUGUUUGGCGGGUUGGUUGGUUGGGUAUGAGACGCCUGUGACGGGCGGGUGGAAGGUUGAUGGACGGCCGAAGUUGAGGCGGGAGGGUCCGCAGAAUGCGGUGCAGAGGUAUGCGCCGUUUGUGGGUGUGGGGUUGUUUGUCAUUGGGAUGUUGGGGAAUACUUAUGCGGAGAGGACGUUGUAUAAGUUGAGGAGAGAGGAGGCGGAUCGGCGAGUCGAGGAACGAGAUCGAAAUGAGAAGGAGGAGAAGAAAGACAUUACCUCUUCUACCUCUUCUAUUUCUGAAGAAAAUGAAAAAGAAAGGAAGAAAAACAAAUAUCACAAGGUCUACGUCAUUCCGCCAACUCGAGGAUUAUUUCGCUCGAUCCUCUAUCCGCAUUAUGUCUUCGAGUGGCUUGAAUGGAUCGGUUUCGCUCUCGCGGGUACAGCAGUGUUUCCUUCUCGCAAGCCUGUGAUUCCAACUUCGUAUGCUACGCCGCCCAUCACGCUCGCGCCGUGGCUUCGACCAGCGGCCGCGCUGGCGGAUCGGUUCCAGGUCCCGUUGCCAUUGCCGGCGGUGCUGUUCGUGGUGAAUGCGGUUGCGAAUAUGUUGCCGCAUGCGAGAUGGGGGAGGAAGUGGUAUGUGGAGAAGUUCGGGGAGGAGGGUGUUCAGGGAAGAGGAGCGGUUGUGCCGUGGUUUAAGUGGUUGUGAAAGGAAUGAGGCAUAUCCAGAGAUAAUGGCAGAAGAGCAGGAAUAGGGAGAGAUUUAGAUAGGUAGAUGAAAUAUGG
Messenger RNA from Paecilomyces variotii, 1539 nucleotides. RefSeq names its product putative 3-oxo-5-alpha-steroid 4-dehydrogenase. The transcript has 2 exons. Gene Ontology annotation, biological process: lipid metabolic process. NCBI's taxonomy places the organism in Eukaryota, Fungi, Ascomycota, Eurotiomycetes, Eurotiales, Thermoascaceae. The record is from RefSeq and is a predicted model, not a curated record. Bases 335 to 1462 code for a protein of 375 amino acids. Gene Ontology annotation, molecular function: oxidoreductase activity, acting on the CH-CH group of donors.